GGAAACUUACCAUUGGAGUUUAAGGAAGGUGGGACUCUCCUUGGAAGGUUUUGGAGGGGAAUUCGAAAUUGGGAAGAUUGCUUUUGAAGGGGAAGGCUAAAAAAAAAGGAAAAGAAGAAAAGAAGAAGGGAAAGAGGAGAAUUUUCCUUUCGGGAACAGAUUUAGGAUUUGGGAGGUGAUAUAUAUAUGUGAGAGAGGAUACAAGGAAAGAAGGGGGCAGAAAAUUUUUCGGGGAGAAGAACAGAGGAAACGGAAAAGAACAAUUGCAACCAAGGCUGUCCAGGUAUGCUUCUCAUUACUCUUGGAAUUCUUACCCAUUUUUUUUUUGUGUGUUCGUUUCUGAAUAUUCUUACAUUGUUGAUUGGUGUGGACGGAAAGGCCACAAAUUUGUUGUGUUGAGGUCGGUUCCUGAUAUUUACUAUACUCUCAUUCGCAUUUUGUCCUCUUUGAUUCUCUUGCUGAUUCCAAAACAUCAUUUGUAUCAGUAUGAAUGCCACGACCACUAACCUGCUUGUUUGCUGAAUUUGAUCGUUUUGAUUUUUCUUCCCCUUUUUGAGCAGUCGGAUUCAUUCUUGAGUCUGGUGUUUGUUGAUCAAAUAUCUCUUUUUUCUUUUAUGCUUGCCUCACCUUUUCAAAGCCCGUUGAUUCGAUAUAUGAAACGUGGCUCUUCCUAGUUCUGUUCUUAUUUUAUUUUGUUUUAUUUUUCUUUUCUUGCUUCUUCUCCUUUGGUACUCUGUUUUCGGUUACCAUUCUCUCUUUCCGAUGCUUGCUUAUGAGAUUCUUCUGAGAACUGCUGGAGUGGGGGAUUUGAACUUGGAAGGAUGAGACAGAAAGAAGAUGCAGGGUUUCUAUGCGAGUUCAUCUGCUGAAACAGAGGACAAUCCUCACUUGUUGCCCAGAUUCUUACCGCGAAGGUCUUGGCCAAUUCAGUCAAGUGAUAUGUGCAGCUCCUCCAGUAGAAAUCUGGGAAAGAUGUGACAAAUUUAGAGGUUAUCCCCUCAGGACCCACGUUGGGAGAAGAUUGUCUUGGCAAACGGAUAUGGGUAUGGCUGAUUUGAGAGCAACUUUUGUUAGGGGUCAGAAGCAUAAACUGAGUGUUUACAUACAUCAGAUGUGUACUUUGAUGAUGUUCAAUAAUGCUCAUCGCUUAAAUGAAAAAGGAACAGGGCAUGGGAGUAUCCCAGACCUACAAGAAGAGGUCCUACCAGUGAUGAAACUGAUGAUUGCUUGAAUGCUUUGAUGAGGAAUUUUGACAUGCUUGCCUCAUGGAGGCGGAAAAGCAGUGAUUCUUCACCUGUCAAGAGUUCUAAAGAUGAAAAUAAUGCUAAUGUUGUUAGAUCAGAGAACUCUUCUCCCUCAACUCUUUCUAAUUAUGGUUACAGUGAGCUAAAGUAUUAUGUGAAUUUGGAAGAAAAGUGGAAAAGAUGGAAAAAUUGGGACAACAGGAUUUGCUCUCAGAAAUGCGUGAGGCAGUAUCCAAUGAGAAUCUUAGAGCAAUAGAUUCUAAUAUGCAAAUAAAAAAAAAACUGAACUCAGAAGAUGCAGCCAGUUUUAAGAGUUAGCGGACAAAUUUUCAAACCUAAAGUGGGUCAAGAGCCGAAUCUGUGGAAUUUAGUUGUUGAUGUGAUGCACAAGGCUAACUAUGCAAGCCGAAUUUGUCAUUUAUGCAGACCUAAUUGUGAAGCCAAAGUUACUGCCAUAGAAGGUCAGUACCAGAUUGGAAUCUACACUGUACAUCAAAUUCAAUAUGGUGAGGAGAUCACCUUUGAUUAUAACUCAGUCACAGAGAGUAAGGAAGAAUACGAGGUUUCUAUUUGUUUAUGUGGCAGUCAGGUUUGUCGAAUGAGCUAUUUGAAUCUAAUAGGUGAAGGGAUAUUUCAAAAGGUAUUGAAAGGGUGUCAUGGAAUUCUAGAUCGGUAUCAAUUGAUGUUGGAGGCUGUUGAAGUAGCAGGUGAAUAUUUAGAGACACACGAACCUAUGACAAUUCAGUCACUUAUGCUAAAUGAGAUAUCAAAUGUGCAUGAUGGCAUGGAAAUUAGUGAUGGAAUUGGCACUUCUAGCGAACAGGUGGAAAGAAUGCCAGAAUUGGUCACCUUAUCUACAGGCUUGCAUGAUGAUCAGCAAUGCCCGGGCAGUCUUGAAAUGUUUGCAAAUCUGCACAGUUCACCAAUUGAGCCUAGGAAUUCUGAUAUAUCUUCAAGAAUGGAUGAUGAGUCCAAUAAUAGUGGGAUGCUCGCAGCUACUAACAUCCGCCCUGGGCGAGAUUCAUGGAGAAAUUUGGAAGUUGAAGACGGGGAAUUGCCACAAGUGCAAAAUGGUACAUUGCAGCAGAGCAGCUCUGUUGAUGCAAAAUUAAUCAAAGAGGGUGCAAUUAGCUCAGUAGAUAACGAAAGAAGGCAAGCUCUACAGACGACACAAGUGGUUAUGAACAUGUUUGAUGCGACUAUGCCUGGUACUCUAACAGAAGAACAUAAGAAGAAGGUCCUGGCUGCCGUAGGCCAAGGAGAAACAGUUAUGUAAACUUUGUGAGAUGCUGUCCCAGAUAAUGUUCAUGGAAAGCUUUCUACUGCUGUCUCUGGAAUUUUGCGUACUUAAGGCACAAAUUUAAACUUUGUGGGUCUUCUGAGGAUUGACCAGAUUCCCAAUGAUUCGUCAGGAUUGAAAUCUAAGAUCCAAGAAGAAAUUGGAAUAACAUCAAGUGAAGGAGGUGGGAUCGAAAGCUAGGCUACAGAUGAAGAGUACAAAGGUAUAGUUCUUGGGGGUUCCGAAGCCGCCAAACACUCGUUAGAGAAAUUGGUGAAAAUAUCAGGUGGAGGUUUUCGCUCUGGUGUAGAUAAUUCUUGUAAUCAUUCACAGAGAAUCAAUGGUCAAAUUAUAAGUGACUCAGAUGAAGGAGAGGACACUGAUGAAGAAGGAGAUGAAAAUGAGUUAUUUGAUUCUACUGCAAUGGUUACUCUCAUCAAAAUAAUAGCAAGUGCAAGUUCUGAUAGUGGCAGUAUCACAAUAACCUCUCCAAAGGGAUCCAAGCUUUUCUUUGAUUGACCCUCCUGCUGGACUGGGAUCUACAAACCAACCUCUAAGACCUACUCCCCAACAAAACUUGUCCAAUCUUUUUACCCCUUUUCUAAUCUUGCAGGCAGACAAACUGGCGAAGAGUUUAAUCUUGAUAUUGCAAAGAGAGUUGUUUGUGAUCUUAAUACUACUGAAGCAUUUCCCAAUGUGUUAGAUCUAAAAUGCAGCCCUGUAGAGCCAAUAUUGAUUUCUGCAGCAGCACCCAGAGGUCAUUCAUUCAGAGGCGCUGAACAAGUGUCGUCACCCAGAUGCUAGGACAUUUAAAGAGACUCUUCGAUCCCUAGUGUUGAAAGAAUCAUUAAUACAAGUCUCAAAUAGUUCUUUUGAAAUGAAAGAUUCACGUUCUUUUGUAUAUAAAGCACUAUCGAAAGAACUUUAUGUUGUCAAAAUAUAUUUGAGAACUUAUAAUGAUCAACCAGACUUUGAGAUCAGUGAACCAGAAGCAGUCUGUGUUGCUCUUCUUGGUUUUGUUUCGUCCUUAGUUCACAAUCAAGGUGCUGCAGUUUCGGAUGACCAGGACAUACUUAAGCUUACCAAAGGCAAUUGUAGAUGCCGGGGGCAUUUUUGAGCUUGGAAAAAUUUUCAUUCAAGAUGACCCACAACCACUUCAUGUUUUGUGGGAAUCAGCUGUACCGGCUCUCUCUAAUGGAUGCAUCAAAUGUUGGACAAAUGACUGAAACGGGUGCCAUUGAUGCUUUGCUGGACCUCCUGAGAUCUCAUCAGUGCGAAGAGCCUGCUGGAAGAUUACUUGAGGCUGUAUUUAACAAUGUGAGAGUACGAGAGGUGAAAGUCCCCAAGUAUGUGACAGCACCUUUAUCACAGUAUCUGUUAGAUCCACAGACCAGAUCACAAUCUGGUAGGCUUCUUGCAGCUCUCGCUCUUGGUGACCUCCCUCAAUAUGAAGGAUUCGCUAGAGCUAGUGGUUUUGUAUCAGCAUGUCGUGCACUGAUAAGCCUGCUUGAAGACCAACCAACAGAAGAAACGAAAUCCAUUACCUAUCAGAAAGACCUGUCUCAAAUCCGUCCAACAGAAGCUGAAUCGGUUGAAACUCGAAUCAUCAUACUUUUCUCCUCUGUUGUGGCUCUCAAGAGGUCUUUAUUUGACACCAGAAGCAAUCCCACUUCUGAAUCUGUAGUUAAGCCCUUUGCUGAGAGAGAAGUGACUUCUUUUGGUUUGAUUGCACACCUUGGAAGUUAGUGUUUGAGCUGGAAAUAUUAACUCCUGAGCUGCCGAGUGUGAAGGAUGAAACCUACAGAUUUACAGAAAACUGGGGGCACUUAUUUAACAGCUUGUGAGAGGAGUAAGCGAUUAUAAGAAUCUGAACUCCUCUUGGAGAUGUUUCUCAGGACCAGAAGCUGCCCCACUUCCAGCUAUAUUUAUUGGUGAAAAUCUUGAGUCACCCAAUUGCCUAUGGAUAGGCAUCCUUGCUUACAGGCAAUCCUGAACAUGGUGUGCAGCUGAAUUAAUAAUCCGUCAUCUGACAAGUCUUGGAGAUAUUCCCUGCUGCUGUUGUGUUCAGAAAGCUCAGAGUGCAUAAAGAAGCUUGCUGAAAGUAUCUCAAACAUGCUACAACAAAACAAUCUGGCAAAAGUUUACCGCUUGAACUUGGAGCGAAGUCUUUGAUGAUCUUGGAAUUUCUCUUCUUCUGACCAUAAACCCUGUAAUCCAGUAUACGAAUUUUGAUCAGCCUCGGAAAAUGCCAGAAGAGGGCAGAAUGCGUUUUUGGGAUUCAAUGCCAGUGUCACAGCCUCAAUCACACCUCCAGGCUCCACCCACAUAAUUGCCACCUUGCCACAUAUCAUACUCCUAAUGUUUCUUUUCCUUUAUUUUGUGAUUUUAUACAUCUUAAAUAUGAAUUUCAAAAUCUUUUUCCAUCAAAAUAACUUUGGUUUUCUUCAAAAUUCCUUAGGAGCUUCUAGGUAUAAAAUCCAAAUUUUAACAUGCUAUUUGCUGCCACUUUCCUUCGGGCAUGCACUAUCUUCUUUGAUUUUUAACUAUUUUCGUGAUUUUCUUGAUUUUCAACAAGCAUGAAUAAACUUCAUGAUUCCAAAUGAUGGAAUUCGUAGAAUCAAUUCAUGCAAAAUUAAUUAGGGCUUUGGUGGGGGCCCGACAUUCAUGAUACUCACUUCAAUACGGUUUGCUUGAUAUGUUGAUUUUUGAUUCUUCUUGAUGAAAUACUUGAAUUCACUUUAUAUUUAUUGUUGAGAUAUUCUUGCUUCCCAUAGACGUGUGGAUGCUCGCUAAUCAGGUACACUCUUCCCACCCUACAACUCUGAAAUUCUAUGAAUAUGUACAUUAUCAUGAGCCAUGACCAUGUUUGAUGCCAUAUUUGAUUGUCUUGAUGCUUGCUUGAUCAUCUUUGAUAAAAUACAUGUAAUGUGUCAUAUUCCCAAACUAAUCUCUUAUGUUUUAUGAUAGCGCUUGAGAAGUCGUUCAGGUAUGCAUUUCGACUCUCUCUUAUGGUUGGUUUUCUUGUUAGGCAUGCAAUAUUUGAAAUCACCUAGCCUACUUAGGUACCUAUAAUUGACUGAUUAAUGGCCACACUUCCCUUAACUUUGUUAGUAGAGACCUCUUUGGGGCUUAGAGGGGUGUUACCUCCUAGAGGUACCUUCCCAAUAAGUAACCUGAUCCCCGGACCUAGACUCGGGUUUUUCAAAGACAUGCUUUUUCCAAAAAUUAUGGAGUCACAUUUUAUGGUUUUUCUUUCUUAUUUUAUUUUCCCUUUAAAAUAAAAAUAAAAUAAGUGGCGACUCCAACUUUUCUAAAAUUAAUUUUUCACAAAUAAAAAGCGAGUCUCGUCGAUCGAGUGGGGGCGCACGUGAAAAAUGCGGGUCCACACCUAUGUGUACAUAUCCUUGCUUCACUCAAAACCUAGAAAAGUUGAACUUCAGUUGAAUCUCCCAUAUUGAUGGCCUAGUGAGCACACAAACAGAGGAUAUUUAAAACAACUUGUUGCUCAAGGGCUUGGCUCAUUGAGUUUUGUUCUAGUGUUUCAAUUAUUUGUGGUUUUUUUUCAGUAGCAAACAACAAAAAUCAGUGUUUGAAUUAAAUUUAAGGUCAAAUUUGGUCCUAACCAUUAUGCAUUGUUGAAUGUUAUCUUAAAAUAGAUCUAAAUAGAAUGUGUUAUGUGGAUCUAGGUUGGAGGUCAAACAAGCAGCAGAAGGAACCCAAGAAGUCCCAGGACUAGGUUAAGCUCGUGUUUAUGGCAUAGAUGAAGUGUGGGGACUGCUUCAAUCUGGAAGCUGAAUUAGAUCUGAAUAAUUUAUUUAUAUAUGACUAUAUGAGUCAGCUAACCAUGGAUUUCUUCUGGUCAACAAAUUAGAUAAUGUGUUAUAUACAUCCAUGAACAUGCCUAACCAAAAUCAGGGCAGUUCAUUAGUUUUGGGGUUCAUAGUAUGUUAAAACUAUAUUUGAUAAUAUUAGAGGUUGGCCAAAAUAUCCCUUUUAUUGUGGUAAUGAUCAAAUAAUCUUGUUGAGAGUGACUGUAAAGGGGGAGAAUUUAGUGAACUGAGCUUUUUAUGCAUGUGUUAGCCUUUUGAUGUGGGUUCUUCUCAUGUCUGAGUGGCUUGGCUCAAUAAGAAAUUAUUGAAAUCAGGUUUACCUUGGCCACGAUUUUGGGUAAUUAUGAAAUGCAUUCUUCUAAACUGGACAUUGGAAGACUGAAUUCUUAGUUGGGACUAAUCCUUCUUGAAUACAAUUUAAAGCUGCUCCUGAAUCUAGGAAGGCAAUAGUUUUAAUGCUAAAUUCAUUGUUAAUCACAAUUGUUAGAGAAACAUUUCAUUUUUGAAAUAUGACCCUGUUUAUAGCAUUGAUGUAUGAGUCUUAUAAUUCUUCAUUAACCUUUGAGGAUUCUGGAAUAUCUUGAUUCUUAUUACUUAAGAUCUUAUUAAUUUGAUCUUGGAGGUUUGUUACAUCUCUGUUGGUGUAUUGUCUUAAUUCUUGGACUCUAACUUAUAGUGCCUUAUUUAUUCUUGAAGAUCUUUAAGUUUGUCAAUUUGUUCACUUGUCAUAGCAAGGGACUAACUAUUUAAUUAGAGAUAGUUCUUUGUGAGAGAAGAAAAAGAAAAAAGAAAGUGAAUAAUCAUGGAAGAAAUUCAGACAUAAUUUGGUUAAAUAUUUCUGUUGGGCAUGACGCUUUGUGUUCUCCUGUCCAAGAGGCUUAACUGCAGCAAUACAUAUUGUGCACCUCCUUUAGGUUCUUCUACUGUCAAGAAAAUGCAUAUUUUGCUCAAAUUUAUUGUUUCUUACAGCACUUGGCUGCAGCGAAACGUAAUGAAGAAAUUGUGAGGUUUCUCAUUCAACACAGAGCCAACACUAACGGCAUAGAUAAUUUUUGAAAAUUCACCUCUUUUUGAGGCUGUCAAGGCUGGGCAUGAUAGCAUUGCUUUGCUUCUCAUCAAGCAUGGCUCAACCUUGAAUUUGGAAGAUGCUGGAUGGUACCUUUGUAAGGCUGUAAUGGAUAGCAACAUUGAUUUGUUAAAGCGUUUGUUGGAGAAUGGAGUUAACCCAAACUCAAGGAACUAUGACCUACAAACACCUCUACAUUUUGCAGCAGCAGAAGGUUUGCACCUUGUGGCAAAUAUCUUGAUCAAAUUUGGAGCAGAUGUUCUAUCCAAAGGUAUUUUUAUUCCCUCCUUCUAUAAUGGGCUCUGUUUGUCUUAAAUCCUACAUUUUAGAAUUUAUUCUGAUGAUUUGGAAAUGAAGGGAGAUCGAAGUUCUAAAGACUACUUGUUGGGAGAAUUGGCAAUUAAAAUUGAGAAGAGAUGGUGCAGUUUACCAACAUUCCAUCAAAUGACAGUUGACAUUGUUUAAAUGUGUGGGUUCUACCAUUUGCUAUCUAAAUGCAUUCAUACAUUUAGUAGUGCUCAGUUUAGCAAUGUUUUACUAAUUAUUCAUGAUAGAAUUAAUGAACCACACUACAGCUUAGGAAUAAGCAGAGAGAAAGAGCAUUAAUAAAGAAUGAAAAUAAUAGAGAAAGAGUCCCAAAUGGAGUCUUAAAUUCUGACAAAUGUAAUGUAAUGGAUGACAAAACAUUCAUAUUUGUUGAGAGAUGGGGCUAUUUUUUUUAAGGACCUGAAGCCUCCUAAGUUACUCCUUAAUGCCAUAUAGCUCCCAAUCUUGAAACCAUCUCGUGAAACCUGGGUUCCAUACAACCUGCCUGCCUACGACCUCCCAAGCAUUCACCAUCCAAACCUCUUUAUUAGAAGCAAAAGAGGAACGGGAGAGAAAAGACUCCUUUAAAGGAGCAUCUCCACACCAAACAUCAUACAAAAAUUUUGUUUUUCUUCCAUUGCCUACAACUUGUUCUUGCCUUAAAGGCUUCCAAACCUCCUCUUAUCGCCUUCCACAAGCCAACACCAAGCCCCCUCCCUUCCUGCAAAAGAGCACCAUCCUCUAGGUUCUCCCCUAAACUUUCCCACUAUAACCAAUCUCCAAAGUAACCCCUCUCCAAAACAAAUCUUCAAUACCAUUUUCCAAGGAAGGCUUUAUUGAGAAAGGACAAGACGUUAAUACCACGUAGCCCCGACAUUAAAUACAUAAUAUGGGCAAACUCAUCAUUCAUUACAUAAAAAUAAAAUAAAAUAAAAUAAAAUUCCCUAGGGGAAUUGCCCCCUUUAAGCUCAACCCCCGGCAUCCCAAGCGGAAACACAAUAAAGCUAAUUCAGGCUUCAUAAUUUGACAGUAUUUUGCAAUUUUAGUGAGAUACCAGAGUGUAUGUGAAAGAAGUCAGUUGAAAUCUGAAAUCAAAUGAAAUGUCUAGACUUCUCUGUUUGUUGAAAUUUAAAACACUGAUAAAUUUGAAAACCUUUACCAUUUUAGCGUUCUUAAUUUCUCAUAUAGGAAUGUUAUAUUUUGAAACACAGGUGGGAGGGAUUUGCUCAUGUUGCACUCCAUUGUUGGAACCAGAACUUGACACCAAUCCCCUACUCUUAUGUUGACCCUUUGUCUGAAAUUCUGAGUGUUAUGUCUGGCUUGGUUGCUGCAAGGCCGCAAUUACCUUCCCAUCAGAUUCCAAAUGCUGGCUUGAUUUGAACCAGAAAACCAUUUUUAGCUAUUUAAUUGAUAAGAUUUAUUGUGAAUCAGGGUUCUUGGAAGCUCUCAGGUUGGUAAAAGCUGUCAUUCAGAAAAAUGAAGCCCUUUCAACUGAUGAGAUGGCUCCAGCUUCUCAAUUGGGAGGGAGAAAUGAUUGAAGAACAAUGUGGGGACAUUCCUUCAGUAGGAUUUGAAAAUUCUUGCUCUAUAUUUAGUCAACACAAAGACAAGGCAAAAGUUGCUUUCAUGCACACCAAGUCAAAAUUCUGGUGUGAGGUGGUGUUUGGGGAUGUAAUAGACAGCUAUGGGAUGGUGCUUGAGAAGUACAAGAAGACCAGAAAGCAAUAUAUGAAUGGGAUGCUUUCACAGCA
Vitis vinifera (wine grape) is the source of this 9476-nucleotide messenger RNA. RefSeq lists its product as uncharacterized. The record is from RefSeq and is a predicted model, not a curated record. Gene Ontology annotation, molecular function: protein binding. Bases 1540 to 2520 code for a protein of 326 amino acids. The transcript is spliced from 2 exons. NCBI's taxonomy places the organism in Eukaryota, Viridiplantae, Streptophyta, Magnoliopsida, Vitales, Vitaceae.